AUGAUUCAAAUUGAUUUUGCUCUUUUUUCGCUUGCGAGCGCGACUCACUUCAGAGCGUAUUCUUUACAGUACCGGCAUGUGCGGGAUAAUAUCCUCAGCGUUGAAAGGUCAAUUGGAUGGCGACGAGCGCCUGGUGAUGCUUAUGGCUCGACAUGGGACUGGGACUCAGAUGGAUACAACGGCUGCGAGCAAUCCGAUAUUGACGACAAUAUCGAGUCGUCGUACGCCAGAAUCAAUGAAGUCAUCAGCGGAAUCGGGACUUUUCCAUCGCAUUACACGGUCACGAAUAUAGAGAACCACCCAUCGGUUCAUUUCACAUCACAUUGGUGCUUCGGAACGAAAACGUUUGAAAUUGAUACGACUGGCGUGACAUCAUUCACGCAUACAGGGAGUGGAUGCUGCACGAUCCCAUUCUCAACUGAUACGGGAAGUGUUGCUCAAGGAAAUUUUGGAUUCAAGGCAACUGUAAAUGAUGUCGCAAAUAGCGCACCACGUUUCGCUGCACGACCUAUUUGGGUAAUCAUGAAAGGCUGCGUGGACCAGAAGUAUCACAUAGGAGUCACUGACGAAGACGAUGUGCGCUGCCGAUGGGGAGACAGUUCUGAGGCAUACAAUUUCCAGUACGAUCCAGCUAAUAUGCAAAGCUUCUCGCUUGACGAAGAGAAUUGUGUCGUCACAUAUCACCCUGAAUUCGACGAGCAGGGGCCUAGUAAUAAGCCGAUUGCCCUUCAAGUUGAAGAUUUUGAUUCCGAUGGAAAUCUCCUUCACUCAGUUCCGCUUAUUUUCAUCGUUGUCACUUUUGAACCCGACAUGGACUCGAUUAGAGGUGACAUGAUCCCAGAGGGAGAUAAAUUGUAUGCCGGAAUCUUCCCUGAUCACGACGAAGAGCAUGACCAUAGUCGACGUCGAAGACAAACUGUUACACAGCCAGAUUAUUGUACAAAUUCACCCUCAAUCUCUGUCAGAGAUGAUCUUACAGAUGAACAACAAAAAUACUUUACUUGGAUAAACUUGUCGCAAGGUCCGGAUUGCUACCCUUGGCUCUGCGCUGGGAGAAAACGCCGUAAUACUGAUGAUGACGAAAAUCCGAAUCUAAUCACGAUUACAUGGACUGCAUCAUAUAAACUGGGAAAUCAAACAUUUUAUGAUUUCCCUCGAUAUCAAUUUAGUAUGCCAGAUGGCAUGGAAUGUUCUGCUUUUGAUGAUAAAGGCGAGGCUACUUGCACGUGGACACCAACAGCUGCUCAGGCGAUUCAACGCGAUCAUGCUCACUGUGCUGAAGUCUACGAUCCUUACGGCCGCGUGUCUGACCGACAAUGUAUGACAAUCAUCUUGGAAGUUGAAGCUUGCCCCGUCGGAUACCAACAUGCUCUUUCCAGUGCUGAAACUGCUGUCGUGUGCGCUGACAUCAAUGAAUGUCUUUCAGACGAUGCAUGCGGAGCGAAUUCUUCUUGCGAGAACAACGAAGGAGGCUAUGAAUGCAUCUGUGACGAUGGAUACACCAAGGACGACGACAAUGAAUGCAUUUGGCCACCAAUGGCCUACUCCGAUGCUGUUCGAACACUCAAAGAAUGGAUCGAAAUGACAUCGAAUGUUCUCGAAGACCACAACCGAGUCGGAAAAUUCACCCUUCGAACUGGCAAGCUCGCACGAAAUGCAUUCAACAGUAUCCAGAAAAACUGCAAGUCUCCAUACAAUGAAGAGAAAUAUGAAAGUAAUGACUUUGCCAUCUGGGACCGAGAUCACGACCGCUCCGACGAUCAUUGCACUCAAGCUACGCAAAUUAAAGAAGGCUUUCAAGCUUUUAUCGACAACUACUCCUGCACUGACGGCAAGAAAGCCAAGCAAGUGAAACGAGUUUCCAAAUUCAUCGAGAAGAUCACAAACCCAUAUUGCUAA
Molecule: messenger RNA, 1899 nt
Organism: Oikopleura dioica
Lineage: Eukaryota; Metazoa; Chordata; Appendicularia; Copelata; Oikopleuridae
Source: the annotation of a GenBank genome assembly